AUUCACUUAUUAUUUUAAAUUCAAUGUUGCAUUUUAUUUAUUUUAUCACAAAAAUAUAUUACUUUAAUUUAUGCAAAUAUUAAGUAAAUGUUUUUUCUAUAUACUAUUUAACCUAUGUAAGUUUGUUCUGACUUUUAGUGAAAAAUCAUACAAACCCAGUGGAUUACUGAACGUUUACAAGCCUUAUGGAGUAUCUUCUACAUAUGUAUGUAACAAAAUAAAGAAUAUAAUAAAUGAGAAUUUUCCAAAAAAUAAGGGUUUUAAGAUUCCAGUGGGUCACGGAGGAACUCUAGAUAGAUAUACUGAAGGAGUUCUUGCAGUUGGAAUCGGAGAUGGGACUAAAAUCCUUGAAAGCUAUCUUAAAGGAGAUAAGGAGUAUAUAUGUACUGGAACUUUUGGAUUUGAAACUGACACGAAUGACAUCCUUGGGAAAAUUAUACACACAUCGAAUUGGGAAUACAUAACAGACGAAAUGCUUGAAAAGGCCAUAAGGAGCCUUAAAGGGUUCCAGGUUCAAGAAUCGCCUACUUAUUCAGCCAAGAAGCACAAAGGGAUUCCCAUGUACGAAUAUGCCCUCAAUAAUAUCCAAGUUCCCUCUAAAUCAUCUCUCGUCCAUAUAAAAGACAUUUAUCGCAUUAAAAAUGAAGAGCUACCGAACUUCUCUUUAUUUGUUCACUGUUCUGGAGGAACUUACAUCAGAAGCGUUGUCAGAGAUAUUGGUAGAAGGCUAAACUCUAGAGCAACAAUGGCUUCUCUGAUUCGAACUAAAAAACUUAAUUUUCAUAUCAAGGACUCUUUAAAACUGGAGGAUUUAACUUAUGAGACAAUUUUAAAUAACAUAAAAACCCCAAGAGAUAUGAAUAUGGUAUUUAAAUGA
Messenger RNA from Theileria parva strain Muguga, 877 nucleotides. RefSeq names its product tRNA pseudouridine(55) synthase (gene Trub1). Bases 71 to 877 code for a protein of 268 amino acids. Gene Ontology annotation, molecular function: RNA binding; pseudouridine synthase activity. Lineage: Eukaryota; Apicomplexa; Aconoidasida; Piroplasmida; Theileriidae. Gene Ontology annotation, biological process: tRNA modification; mRNA pseudouridine synthesis. The record is from RefSeq and is a predicted model, not a curated record. Gene Ontology annotation, cellular component: mitochondrion. The transcript has 8 exons.